GCUGCCCUGCACGAUGCAGCCCAGGAUCCUCUGCAUCCUGCUUGCCGCCGUUUCAGGAGCUCAAGGCUGGGGCUACUAUGGCUGCGACGAGGAGCUGGUGGGGCCCCUGUAUGCACGCUCUCUGGGUGCCUCCUCCUACUACGGGCUCUUCACGGCGCCACGCUUCGCCCGUCUGCACGGUAUAAGUGGAUGGUCACCCCGGAUUGGGGACCCGAAUCCCUGGCUCCAGAUAGACCUCAUGAAGAAGCACCGGAUCCGAGCCGUGGCCACGCAGGGUUCCUUUAAUUCUUGGGACUGGGUCACACGUUACAUGCUGCUCUAUGGCGACCGCGUGGACAGCUGGACACCCUUCUACCAGCAAGGGCACAACGCGACCUUCUUCGGCAACGUGAAUGAGUCCGCAGUGGUGCGCCACGACCUCCACUAUCACUUCACAGCGCGCUACAUCCGCAUCGUGCCGCUUGCCUGGAACCCUCGUGGCAAGAUCGGCCUGAGGCUGGGUCUCUACGGCUGCCCAUACAAGUCCGACGUACUGUAUUUCGAUGGUGACGAUGCCAUCUCUUACCGCUUCCCGCGAGGGGUCAGCCGAAGCCUGUGGGAUGUGUUCGCGUUCAGCUUCAAGACAGAGGAGAAGGACGGGCUCCUAUUGCACGCCGAGGGCGCCCAGGGGGACUAUGUCACGCUGGAGCUGCAGGGCGCACACCUGCUGCUACACAUGAGCCUGGGCAGUAGCCCCAUCCAGCCCAGGCCCGGGCACACGACGGUGAGCGCCGGUGGCGUCCUCAACGACCAACAUUGGCACUACGUGCGCGUGGACCGCUUUGGCCGCAAUGCCAAUCUCACCCUGGACGGCUACGUGCAGCGCUUCGUGCUCAAUGGCGACUUCGAAAUGCUGAACUUGGACACGGAGAUGUUCAUCGGGGGCCUGGUGGGUGCCACACAGAAAAACCUCGCAUACCGGCACAACUUUCGCGGCUGCAUGGAGAACGUCAUCUUCAACCGAGUCAACAUCGCAGACCUGGCCGUGCGGCGCCAUUCGCGGAUCACCUUUGAGGGUAAGGUGGCGUUCCGUUGCUUGGACCCCGUGCCGCACCCCAUCAACUUUGGAGGUCCGCACAACUUUGUGCAAGUGCCUGGGUUCCCGCGGCGCGGCCGCCUUGCUGUCUCCUUUCGCUUCCGCACGUGGGACCUCACGGGGCUUCUCCUCUUCUCCCGCCUGGGUGACGGCCUGGGCCACGUGGAACUGAUGCUUAGCGAAGGACAGGUCAACGUUUCAGUGGCGCAGAGUGGCCGCAAGAAGCUGCAGUUCGCUGCCGGGUACCGUCUGAAUGAUGGCUUCUGGCAUGAGGUGAAUUUUGUGGCCCAGGAAAACCAGGCAGUCAUCAGCAUUGACGACGUGGAGGGGGCAGAAGUUAGGGUCUCCUAUCCACUGUUGAUCCGAACAGGGACCUCCUACUUUUUUGGGGGUUGUCCCAAACCAGCUGGCCGAUGGGGCUGCCACUCAAACCAGACAGCUUUCCAUGGGUGUAUGGAGCUGCUCAAAGUGGAUGGGCAGCUGGUCAACCUGACGCUGGUGGAAUUCCGGCGGCUUGGACACUAUGCUGAGGUCCUCUUCGACACAUGUGGCAUCACGGACAGGUGUAGCCCUAACAUGUGUGAACAUGAUGGCCGCUGCUACCAGUCCUGGGACGACUUCAUCUGCUACUGUGAACUCACAGGCUACAAGGGGGAGACCUGCCACCAGCCUUUGUACAAAGAGUCUUGUGAGGCUUAUCGGCUCAGUGGGAAAACAUCUGGGAAUUUCACCAUUGAUCCUGAUGGCAGCGGCCCCCUGAAGCCCUUCAUGGUCUACUGUGAUAUUCGAGAGAACCGGGCCUGGACGGUGGUGCGGCAUGACAGGCUGUGGACCACACGGGUGACGGGCUCCAGCAUGGAUCGGCCCUUCCUGGGGGCAGUGCAGUACUGGAACGCGUCCUGGGAGGAGGUCAGCGCCCUGGCCAACGCCUCGCAGCACUGCGAGCAGUGGAUCGAGUUCUCCUGCUAUAACUCCCGCCUGCUCAACACGGGAGGAGGCUAUCCCUACAGCUUCUGGAUUGGCCGUAACGAGGAGCAGCAUUUCUAUUGGGGAGGUUCACAGCCCGGGAUCCAGCGCUGCGCCUGCGGGCUGGACCGGAGCUGCGUAGACCCUGCCCUGCACUGCAACUGUGAUGCUGACCAGCCCCAGUGGAGGACUGACAAGGGCCUGCUGACCUUCGUGGACCACCUGCCCGUCACGCAGGUGGUGGUGGGCGAUACAAACCGCUCCACAUCGGAGGCCCAGUUCUUCCUGAGGCCUCUGCGUUGCUAUGGCGACCGAAAUUCCUGGAACACCAUCUCCUUCCACACUGGGGCUGCGCUGCGCUUCCCUCCGAUUCGUGCCAACCACAGCCUCGACGUGUCUUUCUACUUCAGGACCUCAGCUCCUUCUGGGGUAUUUCUGGAGAACAUGGGGGGCGCCUACUGCCAGUGGCGCCGGCCUUAUGUGCGACUAGAGCUCAACACAUCCCGGGAUGUGGUCUUCGCUUUCAACGUGGGCAAUGGGGAUGAGAACCUGACGGUGCACUCGGAGGACUUUGAGUUCAACGAUGAUGAAUGGCACCUGGUCCGAGCGGAAAUCAAUGUGAAGCAGGCCCGACUACGUGUGGACCACCGGCCCUGGGUGCUGCGGCCCAUGCCCCUACAGACCUACAUCUGGCUGGAGUAUGACCAACCCCUCUACGUGGGGUCUGCAGAGCUUAAGAGGCGCCCCUUUGUGGGAUGCCUGAGGGCCAUGCGUCUCAAUGGAGUGACUCUGAACCUGGAGGGCCGUGCCAAUGCCACUGAGGGCACCUCGCCCAACUGCACAGGCCGCUGUUCUCAUCCCCGCUUCCCCUGUUUCCACGGAGGCCGCUGCGUGGAGCGCUACAGCUAUUACACGUGUGACUGUGACCUUACGGCUUUCGAUGGGCCGUACUGCAACCACGACAUCGGCGGCUUCUUCGAGCCAGGCACCUGGAUGCGCUACAACCUGCAGUCAGCCCUGCGCUCUGCAGCCCGUGAGUUCUCCCAUAUGCUGAGCCGGCCUGUGCCAGGCUAUGAGCCUGGCUACAUCCCUGGCUACGACACUCCUGGCUACGUGCCUGGCUAUCAUGGCCCCGGGUACCGCUUGCCUGACUACCCACGGCCUGGUCGGCCCGUGCCCGGUUACCGUGGGCCUGUGUACAAUGUCACGGGAGAGGAGGUGUCCUUCAGCUUCAGCACCAGCUCGGCACCCGCGGUCCUGCUCUACGUCAGCUCCUUCGUGCGUGACUACAUGGCUGUGCUCAUCAAGGAGGAUGGGACCCUGCAGCUGCGGUACCAGCUAGGCACCAGCCCCUAUGUGUACCAGCUAACCACGCGACCAGUGACCGACGGCCAGCCCCACAGCGUCAACAUCACCCGAGUCUACCGCAACCUCUUCAUCCAGGUGGACUACUUCUCCAUGACAGAACAGAAGUUCUCCCUGCUGGUGGAUAGCCAGCUGGACUCACCCAAGGCCUUGUAUCUCGGGCGCGUGAUGGAAACGGGGGUGAUUGACCCGGAGAUCCAGCGCUACAACACCCCGGGUUUCUCGGGCUGCCUGUCCGGUGUUCGGUUCAACAACGUGGCACCACUCAAGACGCACUUCCGCAGCCCCCGGCCCAUGACGGCGGAGCUGGCCGAGGCCCUCCGCGUCCAGGGGGAGCUGUCCGAGUCCAAUUGCGGGGCCAUGCCGCGGCUGGUCUCGGAGGUGCCGCCCGAGCUGGAUCCUUGGUACCUGCCCCCAGACUUCCUCUACUACCACGAUGACGGCUGGGUCGCCAUUCUGCUAGGCUUCUUGGUGGCUUUCCUGCUACUGGGGCUGGUGGGCAUGUUGGUGCUAUUCUACCUGCAGAACCACCGCUACAAGGGCUCCUAUCACACCAAUGAGCCCAAGGCCGCCCACGACUACCAUCCCAGCAGCAAACCCCACGCUGCAGGCGCUGCCCAGACCCCAGCCCCAGCCCCAGCCCCAGCCCCAGCCCCAGCUCCCAACCCUGCCCUGGCCUCAGCCUCAGCCCCAGCCCCGGCCCCUGGCCCAGCCCCAACAUCUGGCCCCACCUAA
Messenger RNA from Ochotona curzoniae (black-lipped pika), 4141 nucleotides. RefSeq names its product contactin-associated protein 1-like. NCBI's taxonomy places the organism in Eukaryota, Metazoa, Chordata, Mammalia, Lagomorpha, Ochotonidae. The coding region runs from base 14 to 4141 and encodes 1375 amino acids. The record is from RefSeq and is a predicted model, not a curated record. The transcript has 25 exons.